AUGGCGGCGACUGCGGGAUUGGGAGAUGCCGCGGAGUUGACAGCAGCUGCGUACGGCGCUACGCUGCUGUUCGGCGGCCUCUUCGGAUACAGCCGCUCGGGCUGCACGUACUCGCUGGGAGCGGGGAUCACAGCCGCUGUUCUUUUCGCCACGGCCUUGUAUCUAAUUCAGAGUGCUCACACGGAGUCGCUGGGCAACGCUUUGGGCUUUGGCUCUGGUCUGCUCUUCUGUGCCCUCUUUGCCGUCCGGCAUUUCCUCCCAGGAAAGGCAAUGCCCACCGGCCCUCUUUUUGCCUGGAGUGCUGCGGCCACUGCUGUUUUUGCAUCCGCCUACUUUGGCGUAUGA
Molecule: messenger RNA, 345 nt
Organism: Closterium sp. Yama58-4
Lineage: Eukaryota; Viridiplantae; Streptophyta; Zygnematophyceae; Desmidiales; Closteriaceae
Source: the annotation of a GenBank genome assembly